This is a messenger RNA of Dichomitus squalens LYAD-421 SS1, 258 nucleotides long. RefSeq lists its product as uncharacterized. The record is from RefSeq and is a predicted model, not a curated record. Bases 1 to 258 code for a protein of 85 amino acids. The transcript has 3 exons. NCBI's taxonomy places the organism in Eukaryota, Fungi, Basidiomycota, Agaricomycetes, Polyporales, Polyporaceae.
AUGACCGGCACCCAAUGGCAACACCCCAAGCUGCCCUCCGUUCUCCCCUCUGUGCCAGCAGUUCAAGAUGUUACAACCACACCUGAGCAAGUGAAUGCGGGCAUGGCCCGCAUAACCAAUCCUUCAGAGACGCCCAUUUACAUCUGCGCUCUGGAUAAUUGUUACCGGCUUUUUCCCUCUCGAGAGCGCGUAAUGGCCCACAGGAAGCGGGACCACGACUCAGAGGACCAAGACGACAUCAUCACUUGGAAUGAGUGA